AUGGUACGUUUCUGCACCAUCGUCGACCCUCAAUGCUGCCGACAAAGCGAAGAACUGGUCUGGAUACAUCUGGAGAGCGCAAUGCCCCGCGCACUCGGACGGAGAAGAGACCAUGUCCAACCCCCCGUCGCUGCCGACGAGGUCGAGGUUUCCGCUGACGCUGGCUCCGGCCAGAUGUCCGUCCUCGACGCUCUGAAGGGUGUCCUGCGCAUCUCCCUGAUCCACGACGGUCUUGCCCGUGGUCUGCGUGAGGCUGCCAAGGCCCUCGACCGCCGUGAGGCCCACAUGUGUGUCCUCAACGAGGGCUGCGAGGAGGAGGCUUACAAGAAGCUCGUCGUCGCUCUGUGCUCCGAGCACAAGAUCCCCCUCAUCAAGGUUCCCGAUGGAAAGAUGCUCGGCGAGUGGGUCGGCCUCUGCACUCUCGACCGUGAGGGUAAUGCCCGCAAGGUCGUUAACUGCUCUUGCGUCGUUGUCAAGGAUUGGGGUGAGGAGUCCCAGGAGCGCUCCGUCCUCCUCAACUACUUCCAGACUGAGCAGUAG
Messenger RNA from Penicillium atrosanguineum, 540 nucleotides. RefSeq names its product 40S ribosomal protein eS12. Gene Ontology annotation, cellular component: ribosome; cytosolic small ribosomal subunit. Lineage: Eukaryota; Fungi; Ascomycota; Eurotiomycetes; Eurotiales; Aspergillaceae. The record is from RefSeq and is a predicted model, not a curated record. Gene Ontology annotation, biological process: translation. The coding region runs from base 1 to 540 and encodes 179 amino acids. Gene Ontology annotation, molecular function: structural constituent of ribosome. The transcript has 3 exons.